GCUGCUGACCUUGCUGCCAACUGCAGUCCCAGCAACUGGGUUCCUUGCUUUCUGUCCUCCCAUGGUGGACAGAUGUCUUUGGGCCUGAAUCAUAUGCAAGAGGCCCCGUGUUGCUGGUAUUUCAGCUGGUGGCCUGCCUUGUGACUGGAUCAUUGAGGCGCUGGCCUCAUCCUCAUCCUGCAGUCCAUGUGCAGCUCUUCCUUGAUCAAAGGGCAGGGGGAAUGUGAGCACAGAGCCUCUGAGAACAGGCAGAAAUGCUGAGGAGAGAGGGGCUAGAAAACAGGCAGCCAUGAGAGCAGGGAAGGAAGGUGGCAUCUCCUUCCUUCCACCUGCUGACACUCCCUCUACAUUUUGGGUUAGAACAGCAUUGCUGGAGGGCACAAAGUCAUGACUCAUGUGCACUUUCCAGGUGGGGGGGUUGGUGGAGGGAUGAAGCUUCCAUCUCUUUCUAUGGGGAGCAUUGCUUGGACUUCAUCAGGAAUUGUCUGUUCCACUCAUCAGGAGAGACAACUGGAAGAGCAGCAUGUGGAGGCACGGAAGCAGCUGGAGGAACGGGCAAACUUCCUGGCAGAGGUGCUGCAGGAAGAGCAGCGUCAGAAGGCUGCUGUCAUCCACAAGGUGUACCAGCUGCAGAGAGAGCUGAAGCAAAGUCAUGCUGCAGGCUGAGCUGCAGGAAGCUGAGAGGAAGAUGAGGGCAAUGGAGAAGAGGCACCAAGAGGAAAUGGAAAGGAUGCACAAGGUCCUGCUGCAGUGCAGGCUGGCUGAAGAAAAGCAGGUGGACGCAGGAUCUGCCAUCGAAGCUGCUGGUGCAGCAGCAUCCUGCCAAGAAGCCUCCUCUCCACAGCCUGAAAACCAGAGCAUGAGCAGCUCGGCCCGCUCAAGCCAGGAGAGAGAGAAGCAGUUCCUGAAGCUGCUGAGGUGUGUGGUGAGUGUGGAAGAUCCAGAAAAGAAGUACACUGGAUGGGAACAUCUUGGCAGUGGGGGCUUUGGAGCUGUUUAUAAGGCCUUCGACACUGCCACAGGACAAGCGGUGGCUGUAAAGGAACUUUAUCUCCAGCACCAGUGCUGUGAGGGAAUAUUAAAAGAAAUCCUGCUCGUGAGAGAAAAUAAGAACGCCAAUAUUUUCAGCUACUUAGAAAGCUACCUUGUGGAUGAGGCUGUCCUGCUGGUGUUGGAAUAUAUGGAUGGAGGCUGCUUAGCUGAUGUGGUCACUGUGAGAAGGAUGGCUGUAGGACACAUAGCAACAGUGUGUGGGGAGUGCCUGCAAGGCCUGGCUUUCCUUCAUGCCAAGCAGGUGAUCCACAGAGACAUCAAAAGUGACAACAUCCUUCUGGGCCGGGAUGGCUCCGUCAAGCUGGCUGAUUUUGGCCUCUGUGCUGUGCUCAGCCCUGAGCACAGGAAACGGAGGUCGAUGGUCGGGACCACUUACUGGAUGGCACCCGAGGUCGUGAGAAGAGAGCCUUACGGCCCCAAAGUGGACACCUGGUCCCUUGGCAUUGUGGGAAUAGAAAUGGCCACAGGAGAGGCUCCUUAUAUGCAGGAGACCAGUGUCAAGGCCAGCUACCUGAUAGGCAAGCAAGGGGUUCCAAAUCUGCAGCAGCUCAGGCUACCCCCUGGCUUGUGUGAAUUUCUGGGCUGCUGCCUGCAGAUGGAUGUGGACAGGCGAGGCUCUGCCAAGGAACUUCUGCAGCAUCCAUUUCUGCAAUCAGCGGAGCCUCUCUUAAGCCUCUUCUGACAGCCUGAUUGCUGCCAUCCCUGCAGCAAGGGAAUGCAAGAAGCAAAGGAGAUGACAAGGUGUGAGAGUCUGUCCGAAACGUCCCUCAUUUUUUGCCUCUCGAUCAUCAUGAAAGCCAAGACCAGCUGGGAAAGGGAAAGAUCCUGUUCUGAAAAUCCAGGUCUGUCUGGUCCACCAAGCCAGAUUAUUUCCUACGGGUGUGUUUGCUCAACUCAUGGAACACUGCACCCAAGAAGGGGCAGUGUGCUCUCCUUCGCCUGCAUCACCUAGCAACGCUAGUGCUGGAAUUUCUCCACCCUCCUGACUUGGCUGGACUUUCUCUCUGGAAUGACCUUUCUGGAGGUCACCACAAAAGGACCCUCCAUUCACCGUACAUCAACCACCGUGACAGAUGGACUGAGAUGGGAGAAGGUUCUCCCUCAAGGACUGAGAUGUGCGACCCUUACAUGGAAAAGCUCCCCUCUUUUCCCAAAAGGACUAAGACUGAAAUCCCCACCGUAGGGUGAGGGAAGGCGUGCGUGGGGACCGGAGCAAGUUUUGCAAGCGACCACUGGACCGAGAAGACAAUGGUUCCUGCCUACGACAUCUGCUGCUGACGACGCCUGUUCCUGAUGGACUACUGAUGGACUCCUUGUACCCUUUAUCAAUAGACUAUUUUGAAAUGGGUCCCCUUCCCCCAUUUCAAAAGGACUAUAAAAAAGGUUAGACCUGACUGAUACCUUUGAGAUCUCCCCUGACGUGAAGACGACAGGCCUCUUCGUCGACCGGACUUCGAGGGACUUUGUCAUCUGCACAUCUGGUAGCUAUAUACCUCCUUGCCCUCCCUCUCUUCUUUUUCUUUUCCUUACUCUUUUCCCUUUCUUCAUUCCCCUUCUCUCUAAUGCAUCUUUGCUAUGGCUAUUUAAUAAAAGUACAUGUAUUUUUGAUUUUACUGCAAAUCCCCUUGUCGUGUCAGUUUUUGCACCCUGAGAUCAGUGAAAAAGAACCUACACGAAUCACGUCCUUAGGACGGAUCGUGUCAUAAAUUGGAUCUUGGGUCACGGAUCUUGGGUUCUGGGGACGGAGGAGUCUGCAGGUUACGUGUAGUUUGUAACAGGGGAAGGACGUUUCACGGCAGCCGCACCUAAACCGUCAAGUUUCCCAAAAGGGGUUGAACAGAUUUAGAAAGCAAGGGCUGUGAUUCGAAUUUCCCGCAUACUGCACAAACCAAGGCGGAAAAAUCAUUCUCCAAACUCUUUUUGAGGGUUCUGUCUCCAGAAUAUCACAAAAGAUCUCUUGGUGCAAAAGGGGAAAAAAAAACAAAACAAAAACCUGUUUCUGUUGUAAGAGUGUGUUUAACUGUCUGGGAAGGAAGAGACACCUUGAAGAAACUAAGCAGGGCCUCCCAGAUUGAUACUGUCUCUUCAACUGUGUGUGAGUGUUUAACUGUCUGGGAAGGAAGAGACACCUUGAAGAAACUAAGCAGGGCCUCCCAGAUUGACUCUGUCUCUUCAGCCACCCAGGGAAAAAGUUGAGUGAAGGGAAAACACAGUGUGUGAUUGUGUAACCGAAAACACCUUCCUGUUGUGGUCCCUAGUCCCUUCACAAGAUGAAUGAAGAUUUUGGUGCCAAGGCAAAAACUGAUUUUUACACACUACUUGCUAAACACAAUGCAAAACCUUCACCAGGCGGAGAGGCCUGGGCAAAGAACAAUUGGUUUAAUUUAGAAAAUGUUGUUGGUAGAAUAUGUUCUCUGCAGCAUGAAACAAAAUUUAAACUUGGUAAAGAUAAAACCAUCCUCUGCUCAGUUUUGGGAGCCUGCCUCACAGCAGCCAUAGAAACUCGCUUUAAGCGAAGAAGUGAGGAAAAUGCUAUAAUAGACUCCCUUCAAAACUUAGUUGGAGUUUUGCAAUAACAAUUAGAUGAAGAAAGAAAUGAAAAUAAUUUAUUACGGGCUGCCUUGAGAGAGGUACAUGUUGAAAAUUCACAGAACUUUGAUUCCUCAAAAGAAACAGAGGAGAAGGAAACUUCUCACCUUAAUCAAAAUUACUCCCAAAAAGAAUUAGUUCUGAUGAAAAAUUUUGGAGAACACUGUUGUUGCAAUAGCAUGAAACCUCAAAUUAAAACAGAAUGCAACUAUAUUAAUGAUGAGGAUUUUGACCCACAUAUAAUCACUAAAGAAAUCCCAUACACUGCUACUGAAUUAACAAAACUUGCAAAGCAGUAUGGGCUUCUCUCCCACAAAACUGAAACAAAAUCUCUCACUGGGAAAGUUCAAACACAUUUGUCAGAACAAGAAGCCUGUGGGUACUGGGGACAUGGAGUGUUCUUAACAACGGGAGACAGACGCAUCCCAUGGUCCCUAAUUCAGCAUAUAGCUUAUUGGACAGAGGGGCUUAACCUCUCGGAAAGGGGAAACCUUUUAACCAUAGCUGGUACCCCUGACCAACUCCUGGAAAACAUUCACAAAGCUGCCUGCUUGCAAAUAAUGCAUGAAAGAAAACCAACUACAAGCUAUGAGUCACCAAUGCAAUCACCUGUAAAGUCUAAAAUUAUGACCUCUUUAAUUCAAAGGUUUACAGAAACACUUAAACCUAUAGCAAUUUUCCCUCAAAAACCCAUAGCAGCUAUGUCCCCUAUAGAAACACCAGAUAAACUUCUUAGUAACCAGAAUAACCCAUUUGUUCCCUCUUAUGACUUGCCGAGAAAAGGGAUAAAAUGGGAUUGGAGUCUUUCUCAAGAGAAAGCACUGCAAUCGCUGAUUUUUGAAGCAACAGCUCACCAAGCACUGGACCCUAUCCAUCCUACAGAUCCCUUUCAGGUAGAGUGGGGAUUUGCCUCCUCAGGGUUAUCAGUACACAUUGGGCAGCGGGGUCCCGAGGGUCCGACAAGGCCUGUUGGUUUUUAUUCCCGUGGUUUCAAAGAUGCUGAGAGAAGAUACUCUACCUGGGAAAGAGGUUUGUCUGUGGUUGGCUUAACUCUCACAGGAGUAGAAAAAAACUUAGCAAUACAAGAAACUGAGAGCUUGGGUAGCAGCCAAAACAAGCUUGCCUCUGUGAUUAAAGC
Molecule: messenger RNA, 4780 nt
Organism: Passer domesticus (house sparrow)
Lineage: Eukaryota; Metazoa; Chordata; Aves; Passeriformes; Passeridae
Product: serine/threonine-protein kinase PAK 3-like
Exons: 12
Coding region: 653-1735 (360 amino acids)
Biological process (GO): intracellular signal transduction; regulation of MAPK cascade; protein phosphorylation
Cellular component (GO): cytoplasm
Molecular function (GO): ATP binding; protein serine/threonine kinase activity
Source: RefSeq, a predicted model, not a curated record